CAGCCAGAAAGCAAAGAAUCCCAAUCUCCAGAAGUAAUCUUCCAUUCAAUUAUGCCUAAUCUGCGUCUCCCACAAAUCACACCAUAAAUCAUCACCUACGUACUAUUCAGAGUGACGGAGAAGAACAUGGGCACCACUCUCGUUCAUGUCAUUAGCGCACUUUUGCUUGUUGCCUCAGUAAAUAUUCAAGGAAUUGAAGGAACUAUUGGUGUUAACUAUGGCACGGUGGCCGACAACCUACCUCCGCCAGCUGAAGUUGCACAUUUUCUCCUCGAAAACACCAUUAUCAAUCGUGUGAGGCUUUUUGAUGCCAACCCUGAAAUUUUAGAAGCAUUUGCUCACACUGGUAUUGCCAUUACAUUAACUGUCCCCAAUAAUGAAAUUCCACAGCUUACAAAUCUCAGUUUUGCACAACAGUGGGUCACAGCCAACAUUACACCUCAUUUUCCUGCCACCAACAUAGUCCGGAUUCUUGUAGGGAAUGAAGUAGUUUCCAGUGCUAGCAAAUUGUUGAUAACCAGUCUUGUCCCUGCAAUGCAGACGCUCCACACUGCCCUUGUUGCUGAGUCUUUAGACCAUCGUAUUAAAGUUUCAACUCCACAUUCCCUAGGUAUUCUUUCGAGCUCAAGCCCACCGUCCAGUGGGAAAUUUCGGCAAGGUUAUGAUACUCAUGUGCUCAAGCCAUUGCUAAGCUUCCUGAGAGCCACGGAUUCACCUUUUCUAGUGAACCCAUAUCCAUUCUUUGGCUGCUCUGCGGACACUCUAGAUUAUGCACUAUUUAGGCCCAAUUCAGGCGCUUUUGAUGACGACACAAAGUUUACCUACACAAACAUGCUAGAUGGCCAAUUAGAUGCAGUUUUCUCAGCACUAAAGCUCCUGGACUUUUCUGAUCUCGAGAUUGUCAUAGCUGAAACAGGCUGGCCCUCAAAAGGAGAUGCAGGGCAAGUUGGCGUUGAUGCCGAUACGGCAGCUGAAUACAACAGAAAGCUCAUGCAGCAUGUAACAUCUGGGGUUGGGACACCCCUCAUGCCGAACAGAACAUUUGAGACGUACAUUUUUGCUCUUUUUAAUGAGGAUUUAAAGCCAGGGCCAACUUGCGAGAGAAAUUUUGGUCUCUUCCAGCCAGAUAUGACUCCAGUAUAUGACAUUGGAAUUCUCCGGCCAACGGCUAAAGCGAAUUUCCCUUCCUACCCAACCCCACAAGCUGCACCAGUCAAUCCCAGUCCAAUCCCGGCUUCAGGGGCAAAACGAUGGUGUCUGCCGGAGACAGGAGCUAAAGAAGAUGCAUUGCAGAAGAAUCUUGAUUAUAUAUGUGGAUUGGGAAUGGACUGCAAACCAAUCCAAGAGGGCGGAGCAUGCUAUCUUCCCAACACUGUUCGAGGUCAUGCAGCCUAUGCCAUGAAUGCAUAUUAUCAAGCUACGGGAAGGAAUGAUUACGCCUGUGACUUCGGAGGAACUGGAGCCAUCACCAAAUCAGAUCCAAGUUAUGGGAACUGCAAAUACUGAAAAGAAGAAACUGGGAUUCACGGAUGCUUGGCUGCUAAAUUCUGUUGUUCAGAGCUGUGAAGCAAGAAAUGUCAUAUGAGCACUGUAAUGUGAGGAUAACGAGUAAUAGUGGAAGAAUAGUAUAGACUUUACAGGGUGCAAAAAUUUAAGAGGAAUUCUCUGCUAAGCAAGAAAAAAUUUUAUGUACCAAAGUUUUGAGUUAUUUGUAGGGUAUGCAGUCCUAACGAUUUGUUGUAUCCACUAUCCACAAGCUUUUCCACUCC
Molecule: messenger RNA, 1769 nt
Organism: Coffea arabica (coffee)
Lineage: Eukaryota; Viridiplantae; Streptophyta; Magnoliopsida; Gentianales; Rubiaceae
Product: glucan endo-1,3-beta-glucosidase
Biological process (GO): carbohydrate metabolic process
Molecular function (GO): hydrolase activity, hydrolyzing O-glycosyl compounds
Source: RefSeq, a predicted model, not a curated record